CUUCUUCUUCACAGGGAGGCUUUUAGCAGACGAGUCAAGUCCAGAGGUCACGUCGACGUGCGCCGCGGAUAUGGGUCUAAAAGUGUCACUAUCGCUUCUUCUAUUAUUCUUAUGCUCUCAAGCUUCAGGUUUACGAGGUCAAGGUCGGGGACAUUUGGGGUUGUGGACCCUGCAGAUUCAGGUCGAGUUAUUGUGGAUGAAGCGGCCUCACAGACUCUGAAGAGUAACCUGACCACCGUCUUCUUCCCGGUCAUCUAUGUCAUCGUGUUCGUGGUUGGACUUCCGACCAACGGCAUGGCCAUCUGGGUCUUUCUCUUCAGGACCAAGAAGAAGCACCCAUCCUCCAUCUACAUGGCCAACCUGGCUCUGGCCGACCUGCUUUUUGUCAUCUGGCUGCCUCUAAAAAUUGCCUACCAUUUGGACGGCAACAACUGGACCUAUGGCGAGCCCCUGUGCAAGGUGCUGGUGGGCUUCUUCUACGGGAACAUGUACUGCUCGGUGCUGUUCAUCGCCUGCCUCAGCGUCCAGAGGUACUGGGUGGUGGCUCACCCCCUGUCCCAGCAGAGAAAGAACAACAAAGUUGCCAUCGGCGUCUGCGUGGCCAUCUGGGCGUUCAUCUGGCUCACCACCACCCCUCUGUACCUGUACGACCACACGGCCAAGCUGAAGGACCCCAACGUCACCACGUGCCACGACGUGAGCGUCAUCCACGACCCGCUCAACCCGUUUCCCUCCGUCCAGCAUCCGUUCUACUACUUCAUCUUCAUGGCCACGGUGGUCUUCCUCGUCCCCUGCGUAGUCAUCGUCGUCUCCUACGUGCUGCUCCUCAGAGCUCUGGGGAACUGCAUGGUGGACAGCACGGCGGCGAAGAAACGGCAGAAAGCCGUGGUGUUGAUCGUGCUCGUCCUGGUGACCUUCCUGGUGUGCUUCGUCCCCAGCAACAUCAUGCUGGUGGUGCACUACUCCCUGCUGAAGGACGGCAUCGCCAACAACGGGUACAGCUUCUACACCUCCACGCUGUGCCUGGCCAGCCUCAACAGCUGCCUGGACCCCUUCAUCUACUACUAUGUGUCGGACGAGUUCAGGGACGUGAAGAACACGCUGCUGUGCCGCAGCAGCCGGACGGUGGAGAGGAUGAGGGUGUCCUUCAGCUCCAUGAAAUACUCGAGGAAGAGCAAGUCGUACGUGUCGGAGAGCGGGAACACGCAGAGCAGCUCCUGCUGAGGAGGAGAUAACCACACGCCGUGCCGAGGCUUGCUCUCAGAUGCGCUGAUACCAGCGCUGUGGAGACUUUUUGAUAGACGGGUAACCAGAGACUGCCAAAGAUGAACUUCAAAUG
Molecule: messenger RNA, 1339 nt
Organism: Salarias fasciatus (jewelled blenny)
Lineage: Eukaryota; Metazoa; Chordata; Actinopteri; Blenniiformes; Blenniidae
Product: proteinase-activated receptor 2-like
Exons: 2
Coding region: 112-1224 (370 amino acids)
Biological process (GO): phospholipase C-activating G protein-coupled receptor signaling pathway; positive regulation of Rho protein signal transduction; thrombin-activated receptor signaling pathway
Cellular component (GO): plasma membrane
Molecular function (GO): thrombin-activated receptor activity
Source: RefSeq, a predicted model, not a curated record